Messenger RNA from Cyprinodon variegatus (sheepshead minnow), 3665 nucleotides. It is a transcript of the gene cul5, whose product is annotated as cullin 5. Gene Ontology annotation, molecular function: ubiquitin protein ligase binding. Gene Ontology annotation, biological process: protein ubiquitination; SCF-dependent proteasomal ubiquitin-dependent protein catabolic process. Lineage: Eukaryota; Metazoa; Chordata; Actinopteri; Cyprinodontiformes; Cyprinodontidae. Bases 17 to 2362 code for a protein of 781 amino acids. Gene Ontology annotation, cellular component: SCF ubiquitin ligase complex; Cul5-RING ubiquitin ligase complex. The transcript has 19 exons. The record is from RefSeq and is a predicted model, not a curated record.
GAGAAGUUGAGGGAACAUGGCGGCGCCGUCUAAUUUGCUGAAGAACAAAGGCUCCCUACAGUUUGAGGAUAAAUGGGAUCUGAUGCGCCCCAUCGUGCUGAAGCUGCUACGGCAGGAGUCCGUCACCAAACAACAGUGGUUCGACCUGUUCUCAGAUGUCCAUGCCGUCUGCCUGUGGGAUGACAAAGGUCCUGCAAAGAUCCACCAGGCUCUGAAAGAGGACAUCUUAGAUUUCAUCAAACAAGCUCAAGCACGCGUGCUGAGUCACCAGGAUGACACGGCGCUCCUGAAGGCUUACAUCGUUGAGUGGAGGAAGUUCUUCACUCAGUGUGACAUCCUGCCCAAACCUUUCUGCCAGCUGGAGAUCACCCUGAUGGGCAAGCAGGGAAGCAACAAGAAGUCCAGUGUAGAGGACAGCAUAGUCCGGAAGCUCAUGCUGGACACGUGGAACGAGUCCAUCUUCUCCAACAUUAAAAACAGGCUCCAGGACAGCGCCAUGAAGCUGGUCCACGCCGAAAGGCUCGGAGACGCCUUCGACUCCCAGUUGGUCAUCGGAGUGAGAGAGUCUUAUGUAAACUUGUGCUCCAACCCUGAAGACAAGCUACAGAUCUACAGGGACAACUUUGAGAAGGCUUACAUGGAUUCUACAGAGAGGUUCUACAGAACACAGGCGCCAUCAUACCUCCAGCAGAACGGGGUCCAGAACUACAUGAAAUAUGCGGAUUCAAAGCUGAGAGAAGAGGAGAAACGAGCGCUGAGGUAUCUGGAAACGAGACGCGACUGUAACUCCGUCCAAGCUUUAAUGGAGUGCUGUGUAAAUGCGCUGGUGACGUCUUUCAAGGAGACCAUCUUAGCUGAAUGUCCAGGCAUGAUCAAACGAAACGAGACUGACAGGUUACACCUGAUGUUCUCUCUGAUGGACAAAGUUCCCAGUGGCAUCGAUCCCAUGCUGAAGGACCUGGAGGACCACAUAAUGAGCGCCGGCCUGGCCGAUAUGGUGGCUUCAGCAGAGACCAUCACCUCAGACUCUGAGAAAUAUGUGGAGCAGCUGCUGACUCUGUUUAACCGCUUCAGUCGGCUGGUAAAAGAAGCCUUUCAGGACGACCCUCGCUUCCUCACUGCUCGAGACAAGGCGUAUAAAGCUGUUGUUAAUGAUGCCACCAUAUUCAAACUAGAGCUUCCAAUGAAACAGAAAGGGGUGGGGAUGAAAACCCAACCAGAGUCCAAGUGUCCAGAGCUGCUGGCCAACUACUGCGACAUGCUCCUGAGGAAGACGCCGCUGAGCAAGAAGCUCACCUCAGAGGAGAUCGAGGCCAAACUCAAGGAAGUGCUCUUGGUGCUAAAGUACGUGCAGAAUAAAGACGUGUUCAUGCGAUACCACAAAGCCCACCUGACCCGCCGUCUCAUCCUGGACAUCUCAGCCGACAGCGAGAUCGAGGAGAACAUGGUGGAGUGGCUCCGGGAAGUGGGAAUGCCAGCUGAUUAUGUCAACAAGCUGGCCCGAAUGUUCCAGGACAUCAAAGUGUCCGAGGAUCUGAACCAGUCUUUUAAGGAAAUGCAUAAACACAACAAGCUGGCUUUGCCAGCGGACUCGGUCAACAUAAAAAUCCUAAACGCCGGCGCGUGGUCCAGGAGCAGCGAGAAGGUCUUUGUGUCUCUGCCAACAGAGCUGGAGGAUUUGAUACCUGAGGUGGAGGACUUCUACAAGAAGAACCACAGCGGCAGGAAGCUUCACUGGCAUCACCUCAUGUCCAACGGCAUCAUAACAUUUAAGAAUGAGGUGGGGCAGUACGACCUGGAGGUGACCACUUUCCAGCUGGCUGUGCUAUUCGCCUGGAACCAGCGGCCGAGAGAGAGGAUCAGCUUUGAAAACUUAAAGCUAGCCACGGAGCUGCCUGACGCUGAGCUACGGCGAACCCUCUGGUCUCUGGUGGCGUUUCCAAAGCUCAAACGUCAGGUUCUGUCGUAUGACCCGGUGGUGUCCUCCCCCAAAGACUUUGCAGAAGGAACAUUGUUCUAUGUCAACCAGGAGUUUUCUCUAAUAAAAAACUCAAAGGUUCAGAAAAGAGGAAAAAUUAACCUGAUUGGUCGGCUGCAGCUCACAACAGAACGAAUGAGAGAGGAGGAGAACGAGGGCAUCGUCCAGCUUAGGAUACUCAGAACACAGGAGGCCAUCAUCCAGAUCAUGAAGAUGAGGAAGCGCAUCAACAAUGCACAGCUGCAGACAGAGCUGGUGGAAAUCCUAAAGAACAUGUUUUUGCCACAGAAGAAGAUGAUCAAGGAGCAGAUAGAGUGGCUGAUAGAUCACAAGUACAUAAAGCGGGACGAGACGGACAUAAACACCUUCAUCUACAUGGCGUAGCGCAGCACACAUGGGUCUUCACUUUGUCUCAUUAUUUCAGGUCUGAUGGACAUUUCCAGGCCUCCCAAACUGCUGAAAAGAAUCUUUGUGCAGGGGGACUGAAUUCAGACUGAGACCUAUUUAAAACUAACUUCCUGCCUUAAAUUUGCGCAAAGGAUAAAUCAGCAGAAACAGAAGAAGCUGAGAAUCUGCUGUCCAGCUGAGGUCUGUCAGCUGUCCAUGAUCCGUUCCUGAUGCUGGCUCACCACAACUUCUACAAUAAUACUAUGACUGCUACACUCCUGGUCAGGGUUUGCACAAGCCUAAUGAGAAUGUGGGCGGAAAAUGAAGCUGCAGAAGCUCUGCAGUCCAACCCUGGUUCCAGAACACUUGAACUAAAAUGCUGCCAUGUUCCCUCAGACACGAUGCUGCUAUGUAACCAAGCUACUCCCUUUUCCACACGGCUCUGAUCCGAACUUCAUUUAAUAAGCCAGAGAAACACUUCACAGGUCAGAGAGUGCUGGACUGAACCAUCAUCUCUGGCCCCGGGUACAUAUGGGGGGGAGGGGGCUGAUGACUGUGUUUUAUGGUGCAUUUAAGUUGCCCUAUAAAUUCAGUUCAAUUAUGGCUAACAUGCACACAGAAUGCAGUGGGAGUUCCUCAAAUUACCAGUUGAUUUUCUUUUCAGAUGCUUUGCACUGGAUGAGAUCAGCUGUUGCAUGAAUCAGCAUGUAUCUGGGAACAUGUCCCGCUCAGUGGCCUGACGUCUGAGAACAGGAUAAAUCCUGCUGGUUUCAGGUUCAUUGCCGGAACUGAAACCCUUAAAAAUGGAGCCAAGCACCUGUUGCACAGAAGAAAACCUGACGGAGUUGCUGAGGGUUGAGGUGACUGAUCAGUAUUAACAGAACCACCUGAACGGGUCGUCUCUCGUGUUCAAACAGUGAAGGAAGGAUCCGUACAAACUGGGAUAGUGCUGUUUGGCUGGUUCUAAUGUGGCACAAACCAAUCAACAGGUCGAUUCUGCAGCCUUCUGGCAGCCAUGUUGAACUAGAACUCAGGGCUCCAUGGAGACUUCAGACGAUCUAAGCUGACGAUCUAGGAGGAGUUCUUUGAUUUCAGUUUGGCACCUUGAUUUAAAUUGAUUUUAAAGAUUAUUUAAUAAACAUGGUCUACAAUUACAAUGAAUGAUUUUAAAGUCAUUAAAUUGUGGUCAUUUCAGAUUAAAAUGAAGUCAAUUAACAUUUUUCUUUUUUCUUUUAGGGGCAUCAGAGCAGUUGAGUACGGAAGAGAAUUAGGGCUACUGAAAAAAAAAAGUUAACUGAUU